UCACUGAUCAUCAUCAUCAUCGAUUGAUUCUACAGUGAAAAACAAUUUUAUGAAGUAAAAUUAAAGACUACUUUUUCAAAAAAAAAUGAUGCUUGCUUCGACACCAAAUCUGCUGCAAAUGUGCAGCUUCGAUGCAACUAAAUCAACAAAAGGAGCAUCAAAAUUACGACGAGAUCUGAUCAAUUCAGAGAUUGCCAAUCUAAGAGAUCUAUUGCCAUUACCAUCAUCAACAAGACAACGUUUAUCACAGCUUCAAUUGAUGGCAUUAGUUUGUGUAUAUGUACGGAAAGCAAAUUAUUUUCAAUAUGCAUUUCGAAAACAUGAAUUGAAUCAUCAAUUGUCAAUGACCAAUUUUGGUUUCUCAAAGGCAUUAAAUGGAUUUCUCAUGAUGAUGACACAGAAUGGAAAAUUGCUCUACAUUUCAGAUAAUGCAGCUGAAUAUCUUGGCCAUUCAAUGGAAGAUCUACUCAUCCAUGGCGAUAGUGUAUAUGAUAUUAUUGAAAAACAAGAUCAUCAAACUAUACAGAAUGAAUUAAUGCGUUCAUCAUCAUCAAAUCCAUCAUCAUCAUCAUCAACCAUAUCUGAUGGCCGAAUAUUUUUAUGUCGUAUGAAUGUUUCACGAAAUUCACGACGACAAAUGCGUUUCGGUGAUCAAAAGGUUGUACUAGUCCAAGGACAUUUUGUUAGCUAUCUACCAUUAUGUAGCCGAAAUGAACCGGUUUUUCUUGCCACAUGUACACCGGUGGCAAUGCCCGAAACUCGUGAAUGUGUCGUACAAGGUAGUACGAAUGUUUUCACAUCAAUUCAUUCAAUGGAUAUGAAAUUCAUACAUUUGGAUUCAAAUGGUGAAUUUCAUCUUGGUUAUCGAAAAAAUCGUUUGAAAAAUCUUUCCUGGUAUGAUAUUAUUCAUUGGGAUAAUCUGAAAGAAGCACAAUCCAAACAUAGGCUAAUAAUCCAAUCGGAACAAGAACGUUCCUGUAUACUGCUAUUACGACUACAGACAAAUUCAAUGCAAUGGAUUUGGGUACAUGUUGUAUUACAGGUUAAAGAUAAUAAUGAAAAUAGCCAACAACCAGUGAUUGUUUGUACAAAUCAAGUAUUAAGUGAAAAAGAAGCUACCAUAAUGCAAACAAAUCAAUGGUUAUAUCAAUUUUAUUCACUACAUUCAAAAAUGCAUUAUUUACAAAAUUCCACUACUGGUACAUCUUCAUCUGGUGGUAUUAUGACAUCUGUACCAUCAUCACCAACACCAAGUUGUAAUUCAAAUACAUCAAAUAAUUAUAAUGAUCAUCAUUUACAACAACAACAACAACAACAAUCAUCAUCAUCAUCAUCAACAGCAGCCACAACAAUAAAUCGAUCAUCAAAUUCACCAUAUACUACUGAUAAUAAUAAUGAUUAUACAUCAGCGGCAGCAGCAGCAACAACAACAACAACAUUUCAUGCUACUGAAGCACCAAAUUUAGUUAUUCAUCCUACCCACUCAAAUAGUAAUGAUUUUUCAUCAUAUUCAAAUGGAAUGUCAAUUCAAACAAAUUCUAGCACCAAUAAUAAUAGUGGCCAAUAUGAUAACUAUGGCAUACAUACACAAUAUUCAUCAUCAUCAAUGGCCCAGCUUCAACAAUAUUCACCACAAGCUGGUACAUUACCAUAUCAGACUAAUCAAACACAGACAACUAAUUUAAAUCAUGUACCAAAUACACCGCCAGCAACCGCUGCUAUUGAACAUUGUAUUAAAGAAGAACAAACAUCAUCAUCACCACCACCACCACCACCAUCAAUGAUAACGAAAACUACUAGAACAAAACGUAAUCGUCAAAAUGGAACAAACAAUAAUGAACCAUCGAAUAAUAAACGAAGUAAAAAUAAAAAGAAUCAAUCAAAUAAUAAUUUGGCAAAUGUUACCGCUACAACAACGGCUAAUACAAUUACAACGACGAAUUUAAAUGAUCAAUUAUCAUCAUCAUAUGAAUUUUAUAGAAAUAAUCAUAAUUCUACGAUGACAAAUUCCAAUCAAUCAACAUAUCCUAGUGCCUAUCAUCACCGUUCUAGUACCGGUUCAAUGUUUGGAUCAUCAUCAGGUACUAGCAAUACAGAUCUCUCAAUGAUUACUCCAGCCACUUAUUAUGGUAGUUCGAUUGGAUCAGCUUAUACAGGCCAUCAUCAUCCACAAAUGGCACAUUAUCAUCAUCCACAUCAAAGCCAUUAUCAUUCACAUCAGAAUCAUAAAUCGUUUACUAUUUUUGAUCAUGAAACUGUGGGUGUAACACCAAUCAUGCAUCAUCAAUAUACACCAUCGGCAUUGGCGACCGGUGGUUAUACCGAUAUUCAUCAACAUCAACCACAAACAUCAGAAAUUCCAAUGGUCUCAUCAGCAUUUAUAACGGCUAAAACUGCCACUAGUAUCCGUAAUAUUUCAAAAAAUUAUUCUACAAAUGAUAUUAGCAACAACAACAACAACAAUAAUAAUAAUAAUAAUGAUCGAAGAGAUUUAGAUAAAGUUCGUUCACCAGAAUCGAUUACAUCAACAACAUCAGAUUAUGGUAGUAUGACAUCACAAUCCCCACCAAGUAUGUUUGAAAAACAAUCACCAUUUUCAACAACCACAACAACAACGACAUCAUUAUCAUCAUCAAUUUCAACAACAUCAUCAUCAUCAUCAUCAACAACAAGUAAUUUUCCAAAUUCAACUAUGAAUUUUGAACCAAUGUAUAGCCAUUCAUAUCAUCAUCAUCAUCAUCAUCAGAAAAAUAAUCAUUGGCCGAUACAUUAAUA
Messenger RNA from Dermatophagoides farinae (American house dust mite), 2775 nucleotides. Lineage: Eukaryota; Metazoa; Arthropoda; Arachnida; Sarcoptiformes; Pyroglyphidae. The record is from RefSeq and is a predicted model, not a curated record.